UACACGUCCAACAGAUCAUCAUCUAUAUCGUCCGUUAACUUGUAUAUACAUCCUUUUCUCACAUCCCAUAAACUCACCAAACCAAUCUUUGCUUACAUCCUUUUCUGCAAAUCCUAUCUUUGCCCAACAAAAACAUGGCAACUACAACAAUGUCUUUAUCGUCUUUAACAGGACAAGCAGCGAGACCUGUUCCAUUUGCAUCAGGGGUUUCCGGUAACGGAAACGUGUCAAUGAGGAAAGCAGCCGCAAAAGCUGCAAUGUCUAGCAGCCCAUGGUACGGUCCAGACAGAGUCAAGUACCUGGGACCAUUCUCUGGUGAGGCUCCUUCAUACCUUACUGGUGAGUUUCCUGGUGACUAUGGCUGGGACACUGCUGGUCUAUCUGCUGAUCCUGAAACCUUUGCCAAGAACCGUGAGCUUGAGGUCAUCCACUGCAGAUGGGCAAUGCUUGGAGCUCUUGGGUGUGUUUUCCCCGAGCUCUUGGCCCGUAAUGGUGUCAAGUUUGGAGAAGCUGUAUGGUUCAAGGCUGGGUCACAGAUCUUUAGCGAGGGAGGACUUGACUACUUGGGUAACCCAAGUUUGGUCCAUGCACAGAGCAUAUUAGCCAUUUGGGCUACUCAAGUAAUCCUAAUGGGUGCAGUUGAGGGUUACCGAGUAGCUGGUGGACCACUUGGAGAGGUAGUUGACCCGCUUUAUCCUGGUGGGAGCUUUGACCCAUUGGGACUUGCUGAUGAUCCUGAAAGUUUUGCUGGGUUGAAGGUCAAAGAGAUAAAGAAUGGUAGAUUAGCUAUGUUCUCGAUGUUUGGAUUCUUUGUGCAAGCUAUCGUGACUGGGAAGGGUCCAUUGGAGAACCUUGCAGACCAUCUUGCUGACCCUGUUAGCAACAAUGCCUGGUCUUAUGCCACUAACUUUGUUCCCGGAAAGUGAAAAUGAAGUAAAAGUAUAUGAAUGUACUUGUAAAUUAUCCAAAAAUGUAAUUGAUUAUAUGAGUACUUGCUGACAUUGUUAUCA
Messenger RNA from Erigeron canadensis, 1010 nucleotides. RefSeq names its product chlorophyll a-b binding protein of LHCII type 1-like. Lineage: Eukaryota; Viridiplantae; Streptophyta; Magnoliopsida; Asterales; Asteraceae. The record is from RefSeq and is a predicted model, not a curated record. The transcript has a single exon. Gene Ontology annotation, cellular component: chloroplast envelope; plastoglobule; chloroplast thylakoid membrane. Gene Ontology annotation, biological process: response to light stimulus; photosynthesis, light harvesting in photosystem I. Bases 135 to 926 code for a protein of 263 amino acids.